AUGGAGGAUAUCAUUAAUGCGCUGCAGAGGCAGGACAAAAUGAUAAAGGAAGGUGCAAGCAGCGACGAUAAUGAUGAUAAAGGGAUGGAUAGUGGGAGCGAUAAGGAGCGUGAUGCCAAGCUGAAGCAUACCAUCUGCAAAUUUUAUGUCUCGCUUAUCUGCCAGAUUGUCGGAAGUAGGCCAUUCUGGUCUGCUAUCUUGAGCUUCUGUGCUAUGCUUAGCCGGAUAAAGGCUCUAAUGCGCCAGGUGGAUAACGAGCAGCAUAAGCGGUGCAUAUGGCGCGAACCAGGGAACUUUAACAGCAAUCUAUCCGCGCUCACCUAG
This is a messenger RNA of Fusarium redolens, 324 nucleotides long. RefSeq lists its product as uncharacterized. The record is from RefSeq and is a predicted model, not a curated record. The transcript has a single exon. Bases 1 to 324 code for a protein of 107 amino acids. NCBI's taxonomy places the organism in Eukaryota, Fungi, Ascomycota, Sordariomycetes, Hypocreales, Nectriaceae.